Messenger RNA from Seminavis robusta, 1582 nucleotides. Lineage: Eukaryota; Bacillariophyta; Bacillariophyceae; Naviculales; Naviculaceae. The record is from the annotation of a GenBank genome assembly.
UCAGUUUUUUUUAAAAGUUCCUGACAACCCGAACAAAAGACAGCCAAAGCAUUCUUGCUGGCUUAUGCCGACUGAGGACUCGACUGAGACUAAACUGAGGAAGCACGUCUCGCAGAACAAUAGCACCGCACAAAGAUCCAGUCCGAGCAACAACACCUCCUUAUUUUUCGUGUACCACACUACUAUAACAACAGAACCUCCUGUUGCGCUAUUCGCUGAAGCCCGCUCAGCUUGAAUAGCUAGAGCCGGCUUGGGUCUAUCUAUCUGUCUAACAUGUUCCGUAAUCUCAAGAAGAGAAGCGUGGAAAUGCCGAGAAGGGGACAGGGCAAGGCUCCAAAGAAUGAGCAUCCGUCAAGGGGCGGUCUGUCACUCGUGGACUUGAGCGAUGAAGUUCUGUUGAGUCUAUUGGAGCAGUACUUGGAUGUGGCUUCUUUGGCAUUGGUAGGCAGGACCUGUCGGCGUCUAUAUAGCCUGUCACGGAAAGAAUCGCUCUGGGAGCCUCAUCUGGAGCCAUUUCUUGGGUCUCGUGAACUGCCACCGGCACGAGUACAACAGGCGAUCGAAAAUGAUGGGCCUGCAAAGCUCUACGGCCUUUUGCUUCAACCCAAAGAUGACGCAGUGUGGAAGUGUAAGGCUUGUGGCGACUCUCUCAAAAGUACUACUACUUCCACCACCAGCAACAACAAUGAGCAGCAACAACAACAAAGGUGUCCUUGUGUGUGCCGUCGAGUGCACAUGCCCUUUAUAGUGAUGGGUUUUACACCCAGACGAUGUGGUUCUUCCUCGCUGGCACACAACUUUGACAGCAUGAGAUCAGAGCUAGAAACACACUUUGCGUUCCAGUUGGAGCUUGUGGAUACGCUACCAACUUUCACAGAGGAACAACAGCAAAAACAAGUGGACAUGCUUAUUUUAUGUACCACAGAAGGACCCGGUCUCAGUGACGAAGAACAGCAGGGCUUGAUUCAUUUUGUGCGAAAUGGUGGAACUGCCGUUGUCACAGCAUUUUCUGAACACAGCCAACAUGGACAUUUCAACCAAAAAUUGGUGGAUUGGCUAGGCAUCGAUGUCAUCCCUCACAGUCCAUUCAUUCGCAGGGCCCGCAAAUCCCGUCUUGCAAGCCUUCCGAAUGGACCAUUUCCAUCAACAGGACAAUUUGUGAAUCUGGGUGAAACCACAUUCCACUCUGGUGGCACGCAUCAUACAUCCAUGUUCUUUCCUCGUGGACACCCACGCACCGGAUUAGGUGAGGUGUUUGUCGUUUCCAACUAUCACUGGAUUGCAGACCGUCAUCAUUGGCAUGGAGGCAGAUUCCAGCGGAACAAGGACAAUCGGCAUUUGUUGCUGAAUUUGGCAGCAAGUGCUGCUGUAUAUCAGGCAUAGUUAUUACCAUACAGUGUACUACCGGUAGGGAAACGAUGCAGCCAAGGUAGUUAGUUGGCUGGCUGGCUGGCUGCGGUGACUAUGGUGCUGGAACGAAUCCAGGUGGAAGGAUUUCUGUUUGGCCGACGAACUCAGGAGCAGCCAAAUCAAACCAUGGCAAUUACAUGUAACAACCAUAAUCUCAAGUUUCAAUGUCUUC